AUGACCCUGAAUAUUUCAAAAUGUUCUGUGAUGUCCUUUUCCAGAUCUAGCACACCCAUCAUCUUCCCCUACUUACUUGACGGUCAACCCCUCCCACGUUCUUUCAGGAUCAAGGACCUUGGCGUCAUACUUUCUCCAAAUUUAAAUCCUCAAGACCAUAUAAAUUAUAUCUGCAAGAGAGCUAAUUCUGCCCUAUAUUUCAUUAUAAGGAACAGUCGCAACAUGUUCUCUAUCAAUGCAUUGAGAACCCUCUACAAACAUCUAGUCAGGCCUUUACUUAAAUUUUCGUCACCUGUUUGGAGCCCUUACCUGAUUGGGCAGAUCGAGAGUCUUGAGAACGUGCAGAGCCAUUUUAUUCGUUUGGUUGGUGUGCUGAUGGGUUUUGACUACCGCACUGUUCCUAUCCAGGAUUUACAACUUCAAUUGAACUUGAGGCCACAACUUACUCGACGGGUAAUCAAUGACAUACUGUUAAUGAGGAAGCUUAUUAACUCGGACAUUGAUGCACCAGAUUUACUUUAUAAGUUGGACUUCCGCACAUCCCGCCACCUGCGCCAAACUCAUCCGUUCACUAGACGUCAAUACUCUACCCAGUACAUGUUCCACAGCACUUUUCCCCGCAUCCAACUCUUGGCCAACAGCUUACCGAAUGAUAUCGACCUCUUCUACACCAGUGGCGAGUCGAUAAAAAACAGGUUAUUACUUGUUGGUCUGUGA
This is a messenger RNA of Macrosteles quadrilineatus (aster leafhopper), 717 nucleotides long. RefSeq lists its product as uncharacterized. Bases 1 to 717 code for a protein of 238 amino acids. The transcript has a single exon. The record is from RefSeq and is a predicted model, not a curated record. NCBI's taxonomy places the organism in Eukaryota, Metazoa, Arthropoda, Insecta, Hemiptera, Cicadellidae.